AUGAAGAAGGAAUAAGAUGAUUAGGAAAGAUAGCCAAUACUUAUUGAGAAGGACAAUCAAUAUUUCGAUUGGGAGUCGUUCAAGAAAUAAUACUAUCAAUAAGAGAAUGUGUUACAGACUACUUUGAAAUCAUUAAAUGAAUUGCAUAGUGAAAUUUCAAGAAAAUUAAUUUAAUUAGAUAAAUCAGAUCCAAUUUGCGAAGAAGAUGAAUAAGAGAAUCGAAAAUAAUUUCAAUCUAUAGAUGUUAGAAAGUAUUAAGAUUAAUUCGAUGAUCUAAAUUUGACAAUGAGUACAAUGUCUCGGAUGCUUAAUCAAUAUGCAAUCAGUCCAGAAGAAGUCUAAGCCAAGUUGAAGAAUAACAUGCUAAGAAGAUUCAAAGAAAUUCACUAAGAACACGAGAAAGAAGUUUUAAAAUUGAAAUAAGCAAUCAAAACAAACACUUAAAAAUAUGAGCUAUUCAAGGAAGCAAUCAAAAACCAAAGUACAACAGGGAAUUAAAAAUAUAAAAGAGAUUAUCAACUUAAUGAUUUUCUAUCGAGAGGAGUGAAUCAAGCAUCUCAUGUCCUCGAUAUGGCCUCAACAAUUCAUUCAAGUCUAGAAGAUCAAGGUUACAGGGUAUCCUCAAUCCAGAAUAAAGUCACUGAUUACAUGGGUACGUAAUCUUUCUAUGCAUAGGCUAAUUUGAAGGAAUCAACUCAUUGA
Messenger RNA from Paramecium tetraurelia, 702 nucleotides. RefSeq lists its product as uncharacterized. NCBI's taxonomy places the organism in Eukaryota, Ciliophora, Oligohymenophorea, Peniculida, Parameciidae. The transcript has 3 exons. The record is from RefSeq and is a predicted model, not a curated record. Gene Ontology annotation, biological process: endoplasmic reticulum to Golgi vesicle-mediated transport; vesicle fusion. Gene Ontology annotation, cellular component: Golgi membrane; Golgi medial cisterna; cis-Golgi network. Gene Ontology annotation, molecular function: SNAP receptor activity.